Prorocentrum cordatum is the source of this 300-nucleotide messenger RNA. Lineage: Eukaryota; Dinophyceae; Prorocentrales; Prorocentraceae. The record is from the annotation of a GenBank genome assembly.
AUGCCCAUGGGCGACAGGUGCGAGCACCAGGUGAAGCUGCCUGUGAAGCAGCAGGUGAGAUUCGAGCUGCCGGUUGUCGACAUCAUUGAGUUCACGAUCGACGAGGGCCACCACGCGAAGAAGAGGAGCAAGCCCAUGCAGAAGCCCUACCACCUUGUCAUGCGGCGGCUCCAAAGCGAGGUCAGAUUCAAGACGGGCGAGACUGAGCCGAAUUUCAAAGGCCGCCUCAAGCUGAUCACCAGGCUCCAGAGGAAGCGGAUUCCGCUGCCCUCCUCGUCGUCUUGCUUGGAGGCGCGCUGA